AUGAUGUCUGAUGUUCUUUUUGAGAUUUUGACUCGAACAACCUUAGAAACAAUGGAUACAUGUAAGGUGGUUAGUAAGGAAUUGAAGGAACUCAUCAACGACCCAUGGUUCAUGCAAACUUACAGUCUGAAAACGCAAAAUAUCUUUGGAUAUUUUGUUCAAACAGUCAAAGGCAAUCAUCAUCUAUCCCAAUUUGUCCCUAUCAAUCCAACCUUGAACGUUCAGAAUAAUAUUUCUAUGCAAUGCUUUGAGGAUGACUUGAAGAUCUUGGCAUCUUGUAGUCAAGGAAUUCUGUGCUGUAGAAAGUAUGAAAACAGAUCAUAUCAAUAUUAUGUUUGUAAGCCCAGCACUAGCCAACUUGUUGCAUUGCCUAGUCCCAGGAAGCCAGGUCAGCUAUUUGAACGAGUUGCUUUGACAGUCCUUAAAUCAAAACCUUUUCACUAUCAAAUAGUUAGAUUCUCUGACUAUCAUUAUUCGUCAUCAGGACAAGAUAGCUAUAUAUGUGAGGUUUUUGAUUCCAAACUUUGGACAUGGAGGCAGUCCAAAAACCUUGUAAUGGAGCAAUGCACGAUUUUCGGCCAUCAACCGUCUGCCUGUAUAGGUGGCAUAGUCUAUUGGCUUACGAACAAAAACUCAAUUUUAACAUUUGACUCGACAACAGAAACUCAUUCGGAGUUCUCAACACCGACAGCGGAGUUGUCGAACGAUGAAGGCUACGAGAAAAAACAAAUCAUGGAGUACAAUGGGAAGCUAGGGUUUUCGUGCGAGUACAAGUCAGAAAAAUUGUUGCUUUGGGAGCUAGAAGACAGAAGAAAUUGCAAGUGGAAGAUAAAGAAUGUUGUGGAAAUUGAUAACGAUGAAAAGAGGUUGAUAGGUUGCAGCCUUGCAGACAUGGCUUUGAUGAUUGGGUAUAGGCUUCAAGUGUAUAAACAUAGUGGUCUGUAUUUUCCUAUGGAUAUUUUUCCCUUCCGAACAAAUUGGGAGCCAGUUAAUUUGAAGGGAGAUGAGAUAACAGGGAUGUGA
Molecule: messenger RNA, 1023 nt
Organism: Ipomoea triloba (trilobed morning glory)
Lineage: Eukaryota; Viridiplantae; Streptophyta; Magnoliopsida; Solanales; Convolvulaceae
Product: putative F-box protein At1g19160
Exons: 1
Coding region: 1-1023 (340 amino acids)
Source: RefSeq, a predicted model, not a curated record